This is a messenger RNA of Carassius carassius (crucian carp), 1510 nucleotides long. RefSeq names its product cytidine monophosphate N-acetylneuraminic acid synthetase a (gene cmasa). Gene Ontology annotation, molecular function: N-acylneuraminate cytidylyltransferase activity. The transcript is spliced from 8 exons. The record is from RefSeq and is a predicted model, not a curated record. Bases 168 to 1469 code for a protein of 433 amino acids. NCBI's taxonomy places the organism in Eukaryota, Metazoa, Chordata, Actinopteri, Cypriniformes, Cyprinidae.
AAGAAGAAGCAGCACGGUAAACACGGCACGCUACAGUCAGCGAGGAGUACUUUUUCGGAACGGGAGCUACGCGUCCCAGCCGCAUCUGGAUUUAAGAUAUACUUUUAUCUGCCUGCUUAUAUUAAUAUAUUGAUAUUGAAUAUCAUAUUGAUUGAUUAGCAACACUAAUGGACAAAGCUAGCAAUAAGGUUAAGCGAAAGUCGAAUCACGAUAGUCCUAAGCGCCUUUCCAACGCAAAACGAAUAAGACGCAAUGAUUCAAGACACAUCGCGGCUCUUAUUCUUGCUCGUGGAGGGAGUAAAGGCAUCCCUCUGAAGAACAUCAAGAUGCUGGCAGGAGUUCCUUUGAUCGGAUGGGUGAUCCGAGCAGCAGUGGACUCUGGGGUGUUUGACAGUGUUUGGGUGUCCACUGAUCAUGAUAAGAUCAAGAAAGUGGCCGAGACUUGGGGGGCUGAGGUGCACAAGAGGAGUCCAGAGGUGUCGAAAGACUCCUCAAGCUCACUGGACACCAUUCAGGAGUUCAGCAGACUGCACCCAGAUGUUGACGUCAUCUGUAACAUCCAGGCCACUUCUCCAUGUCUGCACCCUCAACAUCUCAAAGAGGCUGUGGAGUGCAUCACCAAAGAAGGGUAUGAUUCUGUCUUCUCUGUGGUCCGGCGACACCAUUUCCGAUGGCAAGAGGUCAAGAAAGAUUGCCAAUGUACAAAGCCGUUGAACCUGAACCCAGCUUGCAGGCCACGGCGUCAGGACUGGGACGGAGAACUGUGUGAAAAUGGCUCUUUCUACUUCGCUACCAAAGAACUUAUAGAAAAGGGGCUACUUCAGGCUGGAAAAAUGAAGUACUUUGAGAUGAAGCCCGAGCACAGUGUGGAUAUUGAUGUUGACAUAGACUGGCCCGUUGCUGAACAGAGAGUGCUGAGGUUUGGUUACUUUGGUAAGGACAAACCUGAAGUUGUGAAGCUUCUGCUGUGUAGCUUGUCAGGAUGUCUGACAGACGGUCAGAUCUACAUCUCAGCUAAAGGAGAGGAGAUGUUGUCCAUCAACACCAGAGACCUGGCCGGCAUCGACAUGCUGAAGAAAGGGGGAGUGGAGGUUAUUUUGAUAGAAAAAGACCCCAUUGCAAAAGCCUUAGUUAAAAAACUCUCAAAGAGAAUGAACAUCUGUGAGAUCCAUCAGAAUGUGCGUGACAAACUGAAGAAGGUGCAGAUGCUCAUGAAGAAAAGAAGGCUGGAGUGGAAAGAGGUGGCAUAUUUAGGAAAUGAUGAGCCUGAUGUAAAGUGCCUGGAACUGGCAGGGUUGAGCGCAGUUCCUAUGGAUGCCCCAACAGUUGCGCUCAACCAUGCCAAAUACAUCUGCCACAAAGCAGCGGGUCACGGAGCAGUGCGAGAGUUCGCCGAACACAUCCUACUGCUGAAAAAGAAGGCGAAGUCUCAGAUGGAGCAGGAUAGAAUUUGCAGAAACACAUUUUAGGAGAGAUAGAAGUGUUCAUAUGGGCAAAUGGUGCAAUGGUG